AUGUGUUUAAGUCAAAUAUUGAUACGGUACAAACCACAACACAUAAAACGGCCGUUUUCACGGCCACCAAAUACUACACUAUGGCAAAGUAAAGUAAUUUCAACAAUAACAAAAAUUACAAAAAUGCCGAGUGAAAAUGACAUCGAUGAUACCGAACAGUCCAUAAGAUCGAUGUCACAUUCAUCCGUCAAACCAAAGACAACCACCAAUGAAGAUAGCGCUCGGAACGGUCAACGCGUAUAUAUACGGGUACAUUUUACCGACCGAGCAACAGUACUCUUUCAACCUUCAAAACAUCAAGACUUCAGAAACCAACACACUCUGCCGUCUAUUGAAGGAUAA
Molecule: messenger RNA, 342 nt
Organism: Macrosiphum euphorbiae (potato aphid)
Lineage: Eukaryota; Metazoa; Arthropoda; Insecta; Hemiptera; Aphididae
Source: the annotation of a GenBank genome assembly